AUGGAAGAACAGCAGCCGGAACCUAAAAGUCAGCGCGACUCCGGCCUCGGCGCGGCGGCGGUGGCGGCGGCCCCGGGCAGCCUCAGCCUGAGCCUCAGCCCCGGCGCCAGCGGCAGCAGCGGCAGCGAUGGAGACAGCGUGCCGGUGUCUCCGCAGCCCGCGCCCCCCUCGCCGCCCGCGGCGCCCUGCCUGCCGCCCCUGGCCCACCACCCGCACCUCCCCCCACACCCCCCGCCCCCGCCGCCGCCGCCGCCGCAUCUGGCGGCGCCUGCUCACCAGCCGCAACCCGCGGCCCAGCUGCACCGCACCACCAACUUUUUCAUCGACAACAUCCUGAGGCCGGACUUCGGCUGCAAAAAGGAGCAGCCGCCGCCGCAGCUCCUGGUGGCGGCGGCGGCCGGAGGAGGCGCAGGAGGAGGCCGGGUCGAGCGCGACAGAGGCCAGACCGGCGCAGGUAGAGACCCUGUCCACCCGCUGGGCACGCGGGCGCCAAGUGCCGCGUCGCUCCUGUGCGCCCCGGAUGCGAACUGUGGCCCACCCGACGGCUCCCCGCCAGCCGGCGGCGGCGGCGCGGGCGCCUCCAAAGCUGGGAACCCGGCGGCGGCGGCGGCGGCAGCGGCAGCAGCGGCCGUGGCAGCGGCGGCGGCGGCGGCAGCAGCGGCCAAGCCUGCGGACAGCGGCGGCGGCGGUGGAGGAGGCGUGGGGAGCCCAGGAGCGCAGAGUGCCAAGUACCCGGAGCACGGCAACCCCGCCAUCCUGCUUAUGGGCUCAGCCAACGGCGGGCCCGUGGUCAAAACUGACUCGCAGCAGCCCCUCGUGUGGCCUGCCUGGGUCUACUGCACGCGCUACUCGGAUCGUCCGUCCUCCGGUCCGCGCACCAGAAAGCUGAAGAAGAAGAAGAACGAGAAGGAGGACAAGCGGCCGCGGACGGCGUUCACGGCCGAGCAGCUGCAGAGACUCAAGGCGGAGUUCCAGGCGAACCGCUACAUCACGGAGCAGCGGCGGCAGACCCUGGCCCAGGAGCUCAGCCUCAAUGAGUCCCAGAUCAAGAUUUGGUUCCAAAACAAGCGCGCCAAGAUCAAGAAGGCCACAGGCAUCAAGAACGGCCUGGCGCUGCACCUCAUGGCGCAGGGACUGUACAACCACUCUACCACCACGGUCCAGGACAAAGACGAGAGCGAGUAG
Messenger RNA from Diceros bicornis minor, 1185 nucleotides. RefSeq names its product engrailed homeobox 1 (gene EN1). Gene Ontology annotation, cellular component: nucleus. The record is from RefSeq and is a predicted model, not a curated record. Gene Ontology annotation, biological process: regulation of transcription by RNA polymerase II; multicellular organism development; neuron differentiation. Gene Ontology annotation, molecular function: RNA polymerase II cis-regulatory region sequence-specific DNA binding; DNA-binding transcription factor activity, RNA polymerase II-specific. Lineage: Eukaryota; Metazoa; Chordata; Mammalia; Perissodactyla; Rhinocerotidae. The transcript is spliced from 2 exons. Bases 1 to 1185 code for a protein of 394 amino acids.